Mus pahari (shrew mouse) is the source of this 2722-nucleotide messenger RNA. It is a transcript of the gene Trafd1, whose product is annotated as TRAF-type zinc finger domain containing 1. NCBI's taxonomy places the organism in Eukaryota, Metazoa, Chordata, Mammalia, Rodentia, Muridae. The transcript is spliced from 12 exons. Bases 366 to 2096 code for a protein of 576 amino acids. The record is from RefSeq and is a predicted model, not a curated record. Gene Ontology annotation, molecular function: zinc ion binding.
UUUGAACUUGUGAUUCUUCUGACUCUAUAUCCCUAGUGGUCAAUUUACAGGCAUGUACCAUCAUGCCCAGUUUCAGUUUUAUGCCUGGUCAGGGAACAUAGAGCCCAGUACCACUUGAGCCCCUGCCUAGUGUGAGGAUACUCCUGCCAAAUGUGUAUAGCCUGAAUUUAGUUCAAGAAAACACCAGACAACUCCCACCCCCAUAUUGACGGAUUGAUUACAAAAUAACUAGCCAGUAGCUAGAAACUCUUAGUAACUGCCAGUAGUAGCUAGCGGGCUCUGAUUAAGGUACUAAUUAACCGAUCAAGGCUGUGAGCGAGUAGACACGAGAGAGCUUUCAAAUUAGAUUUUCAGGAAGAGCCGAGAUGGCCGAGUUUCCAGAUGACCGGGCUUCUAGGCUGUGUGACAACUGCAAAAAGGAAAUUCCUGUGUUUAAUUUUACCAUCCAUGAAAUCCACUGUCAAAGGAACAUUGGUGUGUGCCCUGUCUGCAAGGAACCAUUCCCCAAAUCUGACAUGGACAUUCACAUGGCUGCAGAGCACUGUCAGGUGACCUGCAAAUGCAACAAGAAGUUGGAGAAGAGGCAGUUAAAGCAGCAUGCGGAGACCGAGUGUCCUCUGCGGCUCGCUGUCUGCCAGCACUGUGAUCUGGAGCUUUCUGUUCUCAAGCUGAAGGAGCAUGAGGAGUACUGUGGAGCCCGGACAGAGCUGUGUGGCAGCUGUGGGCGCAACGUGCUUGUGAAGGAGCUGAAGACUCACCCCGAGGUCUGUGGGAGAGUGGAGGAGGAGAAGAGAGCGGAGGCUGCCAUCCCUCUGGAGACUUACGAUGAGCCCUGGAGUCAGGACAGAAUCUGGAUCGCGUCCCAGCUCCUCAGACAAAUCGAGGCUCUGGACCCGCCCACGAGGCUCCCUGGAAGGCCUCUGCAAGCCUUUGAGGCAGACCCCUUCUACAGUAGGACUGCCAGCCAGAGGAGCAUGGCAGCCCAGUUUCCAGUUCAAAAUAAUCUCUUUGAAGAACAAGAAAGGCAGGAAAGGAAUAGAAGCCGGCAGUCCCCAAAAGACAAUGCUGAGAAUAACGCACACUUGGACUUCAUGUUGGCCCUGAGUCUGCAGAAUGAGGGACAGGCUGCCAGCAUGGCAGAGCAGGGCUUCUGGGAGUCUGUGCCUGAGGCCGAUCCCGCUCGUGCUGGGCCCACACCUCUGGGUGACAUAAAGGGUGCUGCUGACGAGACUCUGCUGCCCUGUGAGUUCUGUGAGGAGCUGUACCCAGAGGAACUGCUCAUUGACCAUCAGACAAGCUGCAACCCUUCUCAUGCCUUACGUUCACUCAAUACGGGCAGCUCUUCUGUCAGGGGGGUGGAAGAUCCUGGUACCAUCUUCCAGAACUUUCUACAACAAGCAACAAGCAACCAGUUUGACACUUUAAUGGGCCUGAGCAGUCCAGCUGCUGUGGAAGACAGCAUUAUCAUCCCCUGUGAGUUCUGUGGGGUGCAGCUGGAAGAGGAGGUGCUGUUCCACCAUCAGGACCAGUGUGACCAACGCCCAGCUACAGCAAACCGCCAUGCAGUGGAGGGCAUCCCAGCCCAGGAUCCACAGCCAGAAAACACUUCAGCAGAGCUCUCCAGGAGGCGGGGCAAACACCAGGGAGAUCUGUCAUCUGGCUACAUGGACGAUGUCAAGCUGGAGUCAGUGAAAGGCCCCACCUACUCGAUGUCUCCUAACAGAACCAUGAACAAUGUGGCUUCCUGCAACCGACUAUUGAAUGGCCCUUCAGGCCCCAGGCCUGACUGCCAGCGUAGCUCUCCCAGUGUGCUGAAGCUCAACAACUCUGACAGCCAGGACAUCCGUGGGCGGAUGCGGGGCAGCCAGAAUGGGCCCAGAGCAUCUGGGCAUGCUCCAGCGAUCCACUCUAUUCGCAAUCUCUAUCCAGAAAACUUUGCGCCGUCUUUUCCUCACGGAUCCCCUGGGAGUGGGAGGAGUGAAGGUGGCCGGAGCUCUCGGGUCAGCCCUGCAGCUGCUGGCUACCACAGCAGAGCGGCCAAGGCAAAACCUCCGAAGCAGCAGGGAGCGGGGGAUGCGGAGGAGGAAGAGGAGUAAUGGUGACUCUGGGGGCUCUUGCCGCCCCACCCCCCCUGCAUAACAGAACAUGCUGGUGCAGUGUCCAGCUGCCUCUCGGGCUCACUGGGCAGGAGAGAUACCAGAUUGUAAUUUUUCCUAGGUUAUGGCCAUUUUGUGUCUUUGCGAUUGUGCUGUGGGUGUUUGGGUUUGAGGGAGGGCUAGCUGGGAGGCCUGAGCUGCUGCUGUUGAGCAGCUGUGAAAUCAGCGGGUUGGUGGCCUUCUUGGCCCAUAAGUGCUCCAUCCUUAGUGAUGUUAUCACCACUGCUUCUUGGUGCUUUGUGGUCCUGAUGGGCAGAGACCAGGGUUCUGGGGAUCUCAGAGACCCCGGUGAAGCGUCCUCUCCCGGUGGGGGCCUAAGCUUGAGUGUGCAGUGUUAGGAACAGGCUGAGCGGCAGGGACACGGACUGGAGGCCACCUUGGUGCUUGCAGGUCACUCACCCACCUCUCUCUGUUCCUGAUGGGGAAUGUACUGCUUUGUUCCUGCUGCCCCCACCAGGGCUACUCCUGCCUCAUGAGGACGGAGGCGCCAGCCCCUUCCCUUUUUAUUUUACUGUUCUAAUUGUCUAUUUCCUUGUAAUAGAAAUAAAGUUUGUAUUUAGAGCUCA